CUUCAGCGCUCCUUCCUCAGCUGGGCAUCCAACACCACUUCGACCACUUGCCCCCUCUCGCCGACGAUCUCUUCCCCUCUCCUCCUCUCUCUCUUCCACGGUUUCCUUCUCGGAUUUCGCACCCAACAUUCCAUGAGAGGAUCGUUGAUGAUCUUUUUCCCCUCCUCCUCCUCCUCUCCUGUUUGAGCGCACCACCACCACCCUGAACCCUUUCUCGCCGGACCCUCGGCGCAACGGCUGCUUAUCUCCAUUUCCUCGUAAUCCCCGAUCUUCCCCACACUUCAUCACAGGCAACCGCCAUUUUCCUCCCCCUCAUCGCUGCCGACCAAGACAGCCAAGGUCCGGUCUUUGUGUGAAACCCUCGGCAUCCUUGAUCCUUUCCGCUGCUGUCCCGUCGUCUGCAUCCUCCAAUGGCCCAAGGGAAUGCCGAACUUCCCCAGCAGGAUGCCAGUCCGAUCAUCACGGAGCGGCCGCCGAGGCCGCCGCCCUUUCGUUAUGGUUCCACCCCUUCAUACGAAAGCCCCCAGAGACAUCACCGCCGGAACCCAAUAGUCAGGCGUCCAGUCAAGGAAACUCUUAAUGCUCGAUCCGAAUAUUAUACAAGCCAGGAUGAUGGUACUGCUGAGCAUAGGAUUAAUCAAUAUGUGAUCAAACAGGAGAUCGGCAGAGGAUCAUUUGGAGCAGUGCACCUGGCUACUGACCAGUUUGGAAACGAAUAUGCUGUCAAGGAGUUUUCCAAGGCUCGUCUACGGAAACGUGCACAGUCGCAUCUUCUGCGCAGGCCUCGAGGCCCCAAGCGUCCUUCUGAUGGGUUCAACUCCCCGCUGCAUCGCCGGCCCCCAGGCGAUGCUGAGCACAGAGAGAAUGCCCUCUAUCUAAUCAAGGAAGAGAUAGCCAUCAUGAAAAAGCUGAACCAUAAUAACCUCGUGUCCCUAAUAGAGGUUUUGGAUGAUCCCAAGGAGGACUCGUUAUACAUGGUCAUGGAGAUGUGUAAGAAGGGUGUGAUCAUGAAGGUUGGGCUCGAGGAAAGAGCCGACCCCUAUGAUGACGACCAGUGUCGCUGUUGGUUCCGGGAUCUGAUUCUGGGCAUUGAGUACCUGCAUGCACAGGGAAUCGUACACCGAGACAUUAAACCAGAUAAUUGUCUUUUGACGAGCGACGAUGUUCUGAAGGUCGUGGACUUCGGUGUGUCUGAAAUGUUCGAGAAAGAUUCGAAUAUGUUCACCGCAAAAUCGGCCGGCUCUCCUGCAUUUCUCCCGCCGGAACUAUGUGUGGUGAGGCACGGAGAUGUCUCGGGCAAGGCCGCAGACAUUUGGUCCAUGGGUGUCACAUUAUACUGCCUUCGAUACGGUAGAUUGCCCUUCGAGAUGCAGAGUAUUUUCGAGCUCUAUGAAGCCAUCAAGAAUGACCCUGUGGUUUGCGAAGGUGAGAGCGACGAAAAUUUCAGGGAUUUGAUGUCACGGAUUCUGGAGAAGGACCCCACGAAACGGAUACAGAUGGAGGAGUUACGAGAACACCCAUGGGUGACGAAGAAUGGGCUUGAUCCUCUAUUGCCAGAAAGCGAAAACACCGUUGAAAUCGUCGGCCUCCCCACAGAAGAAGAAAUGAACUCUGCCAUUACAAGGACUAUUGGUCACGUCCUCGCCGUGAUCAAAGCUGUCAAACAUUUCAAGAGACUCAUCGACCCGGCAAAGGCGGAUCCGCCCAUGCAAAGUAUCCUAGGUCAAGAGUAUGAGACCCACUUUGUUGAGCCUCCUAUGGAAAUGGAACCAGACGAAAGCUUCUCAGCCGGCAAUAUGUCUGUCCUCAACAACAAGAGCCAGAGCCUGAACACAUAUAAUAGGAGACCCUGGGAACGCGAUAACGUCCUGCAAGGAUAUCAUCGGCGGCGCGAGGAUCUUAUCUUCAAUCAGUUCAUAGACAGUAGCGAGUCUGUCAGUUUCCAAGGUAAACCUGACCCUACUCCGGGCAGCAACAGCAGGAAUACGCCCAGGCUCGAACCUGAGAGGAAGGAUUCUGGGUCCUUUCGCAGCACCAAUAUCGGCGGGGGGUCUAUUGAUGACUUACAACUAAACUCCACGCCUCAGUCCCCAUCUCCUUUUGUCCCUCUGUCUCGAGCAAGCUCAGUCACUACAAAACGCAGUAUUGAGGGGACUCGCGGGCAUGCACGCGAUCCUUUAGAAGAGGAAUUUCCAUUUUUGUACAUCGGGCCUUCAACGUAUACUGGCUCCUCGGAAGAAACCAAAGAGGAAUUAGAUGCCGACCCAAUCUUCGAAGAACCAGAUACCAUGAUCUCCACCGAACCUGCCGAAAUGGACACGGAUCUGUCCUAUCCAAUUGUGAGCGAAUCACCGGGCGCCGCCGAAUUUGACAUCUACGAGACUGCAUAUCGACAAGAAAUAGAACGCAUCCGGACACGUACUCUCCCAAGACAGGGCACGAUACCUAAGAUGUACCUUACUCGUCGCGUGGAAGGUCGAGACGAUGUGAAGAAACUAGUAGGGCAGGAUGCCCCUGAUCUAAACUUCGGGGCCGGCAGAAAGAAUACCGGCUUAAGCCUGAGCUCUGCAGUCAGCGCAAUUCGGCUUCAGCUGGAGCAGCAACAGAAACUAAAGGCUGCACAGAACCAAAAACCAGCUCAGCCCUCUUUGCCAUCCGCAUCUAUCUCAGAACCUAUCGCAUCAUUGUCUGCGGCGACCGGUACCGCAGCUCCCGAUACAUCGAACUCAGAGGCUUCUUCAAUCAGGUUAAGAAGCUUGCUUGAUCGUGUCAGAAGUAGUCAGGAUCCAUGACGGAGAGAGGUCUAAACGGGUCCCGGGUCAGGAUUCUUGGGUACGGGUUGACAGUGGCAGGCCAAUGAAAGGAAAAAUUUCCGAUUCAACAGACAAGAUAAGAAUCUGGCGAUACAUCCCAUGUCACAUAUUCCUGGCAACCUCGUUUCAUACUGUAAACGUACAUGCAAAGGCGCUUCGUGUGACAGCCAAGCGUCGUAAAUGGAGAGUAUUGUAAGUCAGAUCGUCGCGUCUAUAUAGCCGUAUCCUACAAUAGAAGAUGCUACAAUACGACAUGGUCAUAUGUGGUGUCAACAUAUGGCGCCUUCUCU
Messenger RNA from Aspergillus sclerotioniger CBS 115572, 3103 nucleotides. RefSeq names its product putative calcium/calmodulin dependent protein kinase. The record is from RefSeq and is a predicted model, not a curated record. The transcript is spliced from 6 exons. The coding region runs from base 411 to 2792 and encodes 793 amino acids. Gene Ontology annotation, cellular component: cytoplasm. Gene Ontology annotation, biological process: intracellular signal transduction; protein phosphorylation. Gene Ontology annotation, molecular function: ATP binding; protein serine/threonine kinase activity. Lineage: Eukaryota; Fungi; Ascomycota; Eurotiomycetes; Eurotiales; Aspergillaceae.